AUGAGUAAAGAUAAGAAUGUGGUGGAUAGUGAUAAUCAAAGUGAUCAGGAUAUGGCUAGUGAUUAUAAGCUCUUCAAAAAGUCAGUUGGUAGUGAGUUUGGAAGGCUCUAUAGGACUCUUAAGAGGAUGACCAAAGCUAUAAAGAGUUUGAAGAUGCCUCGAAGAGCAGUAUCAUGCAGAGGUAGAGGACAUAGCCAGCAUCUGUCUAUGAAUGAAAUAGAUAAGGCAGUACAGGUCCAGGAGGAAAUACUGGAGCAUACUCCACAAGCAUUAGGGGGCCAAGCAAACGCAUCCUCAUCAUCAUCAGUUCGAACUAGAGGUCCGAAUUUGGGACAUCCUAUCCCAUCAAACCCGUCUGAUCGUCAAUUGAUUAGAUUGAAAGGAACUGUUUUUUUAGAUUCCACAGUUACUAGAUCAAUCACUAAUGACAUUAAGAUGCGCUAUACUGCUCCAUGGAAAACUUGGUCAGAUAUACCUUUAAAGACAAAAGACGAGCUCUUCGAACUUUUUCGGAGUCGAUAUGCAUGGGAUGAGAGUGAAGAAGGUAUGGUUCGAAUUGCUUGGGAAAAGGUAGGUAAAGAAAGACUGCGAGACAUUCUUAAUAGAGUUAGGAGCGAAUUGUUGCACAAGCACAAGAAGACGGAUGUUGCUUAUCUAUAUAAUUUAGGACCAGAUUGGAUGGAGGCAGAGAUAUGGAAUGAACUUGUUGCAUAUUGGAGUACACCAGAGUGGAGAAAGAAAUCAGAAGCUGGUAAAGCAAAUAGAAACGUAGAAAAAGAUGGGACUAUUACGAAACACUCUGGUGGUUCAAUAAAAUUGGAGGUUCAUGAGAAUAGAUUGGCAAAGAAGUUGGGUAGACAACCAACUCAACUUGAACUAUUUCGUGCAACUCACACAAAAAAGGGGAGUCAAGGUGUUUACAUUGAUGAAAAAUCACGACGAGUUGAUGGAGCUUAUUUGAGUGCAAUUGCUGAAAAUGUGAAUGACAAUUGUGAGAGUCAGUCUGCUUUUGAUUUGAAUAAGUGGAUUGAAAUUUCUGGAAGUAGCAAAGGAAGAGUUUAUGGUUUUGGAUCCUCUGAUAUUGCAAAAUCAGGAACUCCAACUACAUUUUUCCGACAAGGUUAG
This is a messenger RNA of Manihot esculenta (cassava), 1125 nucleotides long. RefSeq lists its product as uncharacterized. The record is from RefSeq and is a predicted model, not a curated record. Lineage: Eukaryota; Viridiplantae; Streptophyta; Magnoliopsida; Malpighiales; Euphorbiaceae. The transcript is spliced from 6 exons. The coding region runs from base 1 to 1125 and encodes 374 amino acids.